UGCCAUUUUUCUGGUUGUCGUAAAGUUUAUACUAAAAGCUCACAUUUAAAAGCGCACCAGCGUACGCACACGGGAGAAAAGCCUUACAAAUGUCCAUGGGAAGAAUGUCCCUGGAGAUUUGCCAGAUCUGAUGAAUUAACACGCCAUUACCGCAAGCAUACUGGAGCCAAGCCAUUUAAAUGCUCCCAUUGUGAUCGUUGCUUUUCAAGAUCGGACCAUUUAGCUCUUCAUAUGAAACGCCAUUUA
Molecule: messenger RNA, 246 nt
Organism: Trichoplax adhaerens
Lineage: Eukaryota; Metazoa; Placozoa; Uniplacotomia; Trichoplacea; Trichoplacidae
Exons: 2
Biological process (GO): regulation of transcription by RNA polymerase II
Molecular function (GO): DNA-binding transcription factor activity, RNA polymerase II-specific; RNA polymerase II cis-regulatory region sequence-specific DNA binding
Source: RefSeq, a predicted model, not a curated record